Molecule: messenger RNA, 1082 nt
Organism: Neltuma alba
Lineage: Eukaryota; Viridiplantae; Streptophyta; Magnoliopsida; Fabales; Fabaceae
Exons: 3
Coding region: 172-738 (188 amino acids)
Source: RefSeq, a predicted model, not a curated record
AGACGUGAAAAUCCCACUAUACCCUCAUUUUAACGAUGGAAUCAUUGACUGGUGAACUGUGCGCAGCAUUGCGCUCAAAAAUCCUCUUUUUCCCACUCUUUGUCGAAAUAAAUUUUGCCUUCCCGGUUAAUACUGUGAUUUUCUUCGCGAAUCGGCGCACUGGCUACAUCAAUGGAGGAAUCAAAAGAAGCUCAGGCUCCACCUCAAGUCUCCAAUCCCCCAAGCACUGCUCCAACUCUGCCUCCCCAGCCUCCUCCCGCUUACGCUGCCCUUCCACCCAAGAGCAAGAAGAGACCUCUCGAAAGCGACGCCCACUUGCAAAAUUCCCGUUUAUUUAAGAUUCGAGCUAUUAUCAGAGAUCUUCGUCCCCGUUUUAUCGAGGUACUCCGAACAUCUGACUUCCAAAACUGCCAAGCAUCUAAUGAAAUUCGUGAACAGUUGAAGACACUGGUUGAGUUAUGCAAACAGAAUGUGCAGGAAAGCAAGCCUUCAUCUUGCGAGAACUUUGAAGGCAAAACACCAUUGCCUGGAAGGCCAUCUGAAACUAAGAUUCCACCAUCAGUUGCCCUUGAAAAACAGCAGGCAGAAGAUGGACAGCCGCAGGGGACAUAUAUUGUUGGAGGGUCUGCUUUUGGCUGGAACUUUAUCACCUAUUCAGGCAAGGAAGCUGUCUAUUAUGGUUUGACAAAGGAACAAUUUCGAGCUAAGUACCCAGUGCCAUGUCUCGUCUCAGACUAACAAGAAAUUUUAACCCGCGCAAUCUAUACCACUGAUUUCUGACACCAAUUCAUUGCUUUAGUAGGUAUGAUUACCGGUAAAUUUUAUCAUGGAAGAGUUAUACACUUCUGGAUAUUGUAUGUUGUUCCUGGAUGACCAUUUUUUAAAACUAAAUGCGUUCAACAGCCAUCAACUAUGAUUCUUGUAGUUUCAAUUUUUUAGCAGCUAGUUUUCAAAUUUCAUUAUGUGGUGAGCAGGCCAUGCUUUCUAAAUUGUCAACAAUCUAUGAUUGAUAACUUGUAGCGUGUGAAAGGAAUUUCUUUAUAUCGGAAAUUUAAAUAGACAGGCUGAUCCUUUUGAUUACA